AGACCGGAGCAGAGACCGCCGUGAAGCGGCGUGUGCGCGCGUCUGUCCCGGUAACGAAGGUGCCGGGCUGAGGAUCGAUAAUCGUAUCGGAACCUUUUAUUACUUAUUCAUCUUUUAGUUUACCUUGAAGUCAAAAAGAGACGCGGAGGACAACCAUCAGCUCCUCGGGAGGUGAAAAGCUGCCGAUGAGCGAGCUGCGUUUCCAUGGCGGCCCACCGCAUCAUCAGAGUGACGAGCAACAACCACAUCCUCCCGCGCUGCAAGUCCGAGGGGACGCUCAUCGACCUCAGCGAAGGGGUCACGGGAGCCAGUCUCACCGAUGUCAAAGUGCCUUCACCGAGUGCCUUGAGGCUGGACACGUCAGCCUCCUAUGGAGCCGCGCAGGAAGUGGUUGCCAUAAAGGAUUAUUGCCCCAGCAGCUUCACCACGCUGAAGUUCGCCAAAGGCGAUCGCCUCUAUGUGUUGGACACGUCGGGAGGAGAGUGGUGGUACGCCCACAACAACACGGAGAUGGGCUACAUCCCAGCCGCCUAUGUCCAGCCACUCAACUUCAGGAACUCCUCGCUUAGCGACAGUGGGAUGAUUUACAGUCUCGGGGAAGGAUAUGAGGAUGGGUCGAAGGAGUUUGGAGGUUUGGGGGAGUGGACAGGGAUGACCCUGAAGCCCUCAUCAAUUUACAACAACUUCUCUGUGAACCCCUUUAUGCGUCCAUUAGAUCAAAACUGCAAAGAUUUGAGUGUGAGGAACUCAGCAGACCUCAUUCUGUUUGAUGCAUUGGCAUCUCCAUCGUCUUGCUCAAACUUGAACCCCAGCACAACCAUGACUAAUGGAUUCAGCAGCUGCCACAUUAACAAUACCACCCCAACGAGCCCAAACCGAGAGGUUGCACCCAACCUCCAUAGGGAUAACCUGUUUUUCAGGAGUAAACGUUCCCAUAGUCUCUCAGAACUGUCGGUACUGCAGGCGCAGUCGAAUACAACGUUACCUUCUUCAGGGUUCUUCACAGGCCUUAAGGCUCCUUCACCGGAGCAGUUUCAGAGUAGGGAGGACUUCAGGACUGCGUGGUUGAACCACAGAAAGAUGGCCAGGUCUUGCCAUGACCUUGACUCCCUGGGCCAGAGUCCUGGAUGGGGCCAAACGCAGCCGGUGGAGACCAACAUCGUAUGCAGGUUGGACAGUAACGGAGGCGUCGUUCAGCUCCCGGACACCCAAAUCAGCAUCCACAUCCCCGAGGGCCACGUCAGUCAAGGAGACAACCAGCAGAUCUCCAUGAAAGCCUUACUAGACCCUCCUCUGGAGCUCAACGGGGACCACUGCUCCACUGUCAGCCCCGUGUUGGAGAUCAAGCUGAGCAACAUGGAGACCAAGUCCUUCAUCACGUUGGAGAUGAAUGUGUUGGUGGCUGUCAAGAAGGACAGUUGUCACACCGCGGAGGUGCUUUGUGUUCGAAGUGACUGCAGAGAAGGGCCUUACACGCCCAUCCCUAAUGCUUACCUCUACAAUGAUACAAUCCAGGUGCAGCUGGAUAGUCUAGAGCCCUGUAUGUAUGUGGCUGUCGUGGUUAAGUCUCAGUACAUCAUCCACAAUACCACCGUUUGGGACCAUGUGCAGAGGAAAGUAACUCUGGGUGUCUAUGGGCCCAAGCACAUCCACCCUUCCUUCAAGACCGUUGUGGCCCUGUUUGGGCACGGCUGCGCCCCGAAUAACUUGUUGGUUAACGAGGUGGGCCGACAGGCCAGCUCCAGCCCGCCGGUGACCCUGCAGCUGUGGGGGAAGCACCAGUUUGCGCUGGGGUACCCUCAGGACCUCCAGGUGGGUUUGUACUCCAACAUGUCCAACUACCAAGUGAGGGCGAACGAGGGUGCGGGGGUGAUUCGGGGAUUUCAGGUCAAACUGGGGAAAGUCAGCCGGCUCCUGUACAUGAUCACAUCGCACAACCCCGACAGCAUCUCAGACUUCACUCUCAGGGUCCAAGUCAAGGACGCCCUGGACUGCAUCCUCACCCAGUUCUGCGUCCAAACGCCGCCACCGCCGCCAACGACCGGAGCGAGGAUGACGGGCCAGAGGAGGUUCCUGAAAAAGAAAGAGGUGGAUAAGAUCGUCCUCUCACCGCUGGCCGUCACUUCCAAAUACCCAAAGUUUCAGGAUCGGGGCAUCACCAACCUUAAAUUCGGCAAGUUGAUCAAAACGGUGAUGAGGCAGCACAAGAGCACUUAUCUGUUGGAGUACAAGAAGGGGGAUGUUAUCGCUUUGCUCAGCGAGGAGAGAAUCAAACUGCGAGGUCAGCUGCGGACCAAAGAGUGGUACAUUGGAUACUAUCAGGGGAGGCUGGGCCUCGUCCACGCCAAGAACGUUUUAGUUCUGGGGAAGGUCAAGCCCAUUUAUUGGUGUGGGCCGGACCUCACGACCACGAUGCUGCUGGAGCAGAUCCUGAAGCCGUGCAAAUUUCUCACGUACAUCUACGCGACAGUGAGGACGGUUUUAAUGGAGAACGUGGGCAACUGGAGGGCGUUCGCCGACGCCCUGGGGAACGGGAAUUUGCCGCUGAAUUACUUUUGCCGGACCGAGCUGGACAACGAGCCGGAGAAGGUGGCGUCGGUUCUGGAGAAACUCAAAGAGGAGUGUACUAACAUGGAGAACAAGGAGAGGAAGUCCUUCCAGAGGGAACUCAUGAUGGCGCUGCUGAAGAUGGACUGCCAGGGUCUGGUGGCCCGGCUGGUCCUGGACUUCAUCCUGCUGACCACGGCGGUGGAGGUGGCGUUCAGGUGGAGGGAGCUGGCUGAGAAGCUGGCCCGCGUGUCCAGACAGCAGAUGGAGGCCUACGAGGCUCCGCACCGCGACAAGAAUGGCCUGCUGGACCAUGAGUCCAUGUGGAAGCCGGCCUACGACUUCCUCCUGACGUGGGCCGCCCACGUCGGGGACAGCUACCGGGACGUGAUCCAGGAGCUCCACCUGGGCCUGGACAAGAUGAGGAACCCCAUCACCAAGAGGUGGAAGCACCUGACCGGCACGCUGAUCCUCGUCAACUGCCUGGACCCUCUGCGCGGCGCCGCCUUCUGCCCCACCGGGUACGGGGACUUCGCCGUGUGAGCGACCUUUGACCGUCUAAAGGUCAAAGGUCAGAUGCUCAGACUUGCACGUCUUCAAUCGCCGGAUGUAGAAACGUCCACGUGGACCUGGAGGAUCCGCCUCGUGUGUGUCUUCUUUAAUUACAGACGAAUAUAUACACAUCUUUAAUUACAGACGUAUUUAAAUGUCUUUAAUUAAAGACAUUUAAAUGCGCCUUUCAUACGUCUGUUUAUGGACUUCUAUUUUUAUACCUGCAGAACAAUCAACAGUGUUAUUCUUUCUUUUUGAGUGCAUUUCCAUCAUGUUUAUGAAAUCUCACAUUUAUUAUAAGAGCAUCUGCAUUUUCCAAAUUUAAAGACUGUUGCACAAACAAAUGUUUUCAUCCAAGAUGAUGAAGAUGCAUAACAAUAAAGUGCAGCAUAAAUAUAAUAAAUCUUCUCGUGGUACAUUUUACUGGAAGAUUAUUAUUAAAUUAAAGGCAAAAAAAUGACUUGAAACUGGGAAAAAAUGUCACCUUUUGGUUAAAUGUAUCAAUCAGCUGUGAUGCUUUUAUUGUUUCAUUUAUUGUUUCUUUUAUUUUUUCAUUUAUUUUUUCUUUUAUUGUUUUAUUGUUUCAUUUUGUUAUUGUUUAAUUGUUUCUAUUAUUGUUUAUUUUAUUUUUUUAUGGUUUCAUUUGUUAUUGUUUCAUUUAUUGUCUCAUUGUUUCUUUUAUUGUGUUUGUUGCUGUUUGGUUUCAAUAUGUUUCGAGUUUAUAUAUUUAUAUACGUUCUGUUUCUGUUCAGGAGGUUUUAAUAAAACAGAACAUUGAAAAUGUGAUUUUCAUCAACGUAUGUUUGGAUAUUAAAACACUUUAA
Cyclopterus lumpus (lumpfish) is the source of this 3923-nucleotide messenger RNA. Its product is annotated as SH3 domain-binding protein 4-A-like. The transcript is spliced from 5 exons. Gene Ontology annotation, molecular function: protein binding. The record is from RefSeq and is a predicted model, not a curated record. The coding region runs from base 205 to 3090 and encodes 961 amino acids. Lineage: Eukaryota; Metazoa; Chordata; Actinopteri; Perciformes; Cyclopteridae. Gene Ontology annotation, cellular component: cytoplasm.